AUCCAGUGCGAGAUACGCAUCACGUGCUACUAGGUCGCAUCGGGCCUGCAGACGAAGAUGCAGGGCUGGCCACAACUCCCGGCGACCCUGGGUGUCCGAAACACGAGAGCAGUCUGGAUCAGCCUAGGAGGGGCCAUGCUGAGCUGCCAGCGCGCCAUGGCAAGCGUCUGCACCACAUGGUCCAGCAUGCCGGCCUGCCGGCCUGAUCAGCACACCUGGUGCGCGCCAGGGACGCGGCGGAAGGGGCUCGCGGUCGCUGAUGGGCUUGCGAUGCGGCGGGAGAAGCUGGCGGAUGGACCGCGCACACAAGCUCUGGCGCACGAGGGCCGGGCUUGGGGAGUCUCGCCGCGAGAGGAGGCAGUGAGGGGAGCAUCAGGGGCAGGCUGCGACCAAAGUGCGGGCUGCAGCACCAAGACACGCUCGCUGGCCGGGACCAAAUUCCAUUGAAGGCUUUGUUCCACGGGGCGGGAGUGGCGCGGCGUUGUUCGCAAGGAAGCCGGGCAGGAGGCAGCAAGCAAGAAUGGCGAUGGCGGACCAAAUCUGCACUCUAGCGCGCAAAGCAAAGUACGACAGAGCCCGCCCAUGCCGGCAGGCGGCGCAGAGGAGCAGCGCGAGCACGCAUCGCAGCAACAGCGAGCAGAUGCAGCCGCAUUUCGCGUGCUCGAGGGCGUGCCUGAGGGAGCCAGGAUGCGACGGAUGGGGCCUAGCGCUAUAGUGCCCUUGA
Molecule: messenger RNA, 724 nt
Organism: Paraphaeosphaeria sporulosa
Lineage: Eukaryota; Fungi; Ascomycota; Dothideomycetes; Pleosporales; Didymosphaeriaceae
Exons: 1
Coding region: 58-447 (129 amino acids)
Source: RefSeq, a predicted model, not a curated record